GGCAUCUGUCCUACAUCUCGCGCCUCACGAUGAUCGCGGCGGCGUUUCUGGUGCUGCUGCGGCCCUACAGCAUUCAAUGCGCGCUGCUCUUAUUGCUGCUGUUGCUCGGGACUAUUGCGACGAUUUUGUUUUUCUGCUGCUGGCACCGCAAGCUCCGCAAUGGGAAGCAUCCGAUAAAAUCAGUGCUGUCCGGACGCGCCAGGAGCCGCGUGGGCCUCCGAACUCAUCAUUUCCGAGAGGGCUUCAGGCACAGUCCACGUCACGCUAGAAGGAUCACACACGCCAGAGGGACAGAAGAAAAACCCAAUCUGGUCGAGAUUCCCGAAAGCGAACCCGAUUCAUCCUCGACUCUAAGAAAACGGAAAGUGAAGAAGAGAGUCCAGCCAGAGUUUUACCAGUCUGUACAAGUCACCCCGACACGCAGACCUAGCUCCAGUUCGGGGAACCCUUCCCUGCACUGCUCCAUGUCUUCCUCGGCGGACAUCUCCGACGAGGAUGAUUACAGUGUGAAAUCCGGGUCGGCAUCACCUGCACCCGGGGACACUUUACCGUGGAACCUGCCCAGACAUGAGCGGUCCAAGAGGAAGAUCCAGGGAGGAUCCGUGCUGGACCCGGCGGAGAGAGCCGUGCUCAGGAUCGCAGAUGAAAGAGACAGAGUGCAAAAGAAGACAUUUACAAAAUGGAUAAACCAGCAUCUGCUGAAGGUACGGAAGCAUAUAAAUGACCUGUAUGAAGACCUACGAGAUGGACACAACCUGAUCUCACUGCUGGAGGUUUUGUCUGGCGACACAUUGCCAAGGGAGCGUGAUUUUCUGAGGACGUUGCGGUUGGUGAGUGGGACAGAAGCAUGUGCAGUUGAGCAGCAUGGAGACGCGGUGGAUGAUGAUCAGGGGCCUCGGGAGAGGGGGAGGAUGCGCUUCCACAGACUCCAGAAUGUACAAAUAGCACUGGAUUAUUUAAAGAGGCGGCAGGUCAAACUUGUAAACAUCCGGAAUGAUGACAUCACAGACGGCAACCCAAAACUUACCCUGGGAUUGAUCUGGACCAUAAUUCUGCACUUUCAGAUCUCGGAGAUCCAUGUGACAGGGGAGUCGGAGGACAUGACGGCCAAGGAGAGGCUUCUGUUCUGGUCCAGGCAGAUGACAGAUGGCUACGUAGGCGUCCGUUGUGACAACUUCACAACCUCCUGGAGGGAUGGGAGGCUCUUUAAUGCCAUCAUUCAUAAAUACAGGCCGGAUCUGGUUGACAUGAGCUAUGUGUCGACACAGGCCAACCGAUCAAAUUUGGAGAAUGCCUUUUGUGUUGCCGAGCGGCUGGGGGUGGCCAGACUGCUGGACCCCGAGGACGUAGACGUUCAGUCACCCGAUGAAAAAUCUGUCAUCACAUACGUCUCAACCCUGUACGAUGCUUUCCCAAAAGUACCCGAUGGAGUGGAUGGAAUCAAUCCUAAUGAUGUUGACAUCAAAUGGGUGGAGUACCAGAACAUGAUCAAAUACCUCAGCCAGUGGAUCAGACACAAUGUGGGCAUAAUGUCAGAUCGAUCAUUCCCAAACAACCCGGUUGAACUCAAGGCACUUUAUACACAAUAUCUCCAGUUUAAAGAACAGGAAAUCCCGCUGAAAGAGAAUGACAAGACAAAAAUCAAGAAUCUCUAUAAAAUGCUUGAGAUGUGGAUCGAGUUUGGACGUAUUCAGUUACCCCCGGGUCAUCACCCUAACGACGUGGAGAAGGAAUGGGGUAAAUUGAUUGUCGCUAUGCUGGAAAGAGAGAAGAGUCUGAGGCCUGAGGUGGAAAGGCUUGAGAUGUUGCAACAGAUUGCCAACAGGGUCCAGCGGGACUGUGUCCAUGGCGAGGACAAGCUGGCACUUGCAAGAACCGCUCUGCAGUCUGAUGCAAAACGUCUCGAGUCUGGUAUUCAGUUCCAGAAUGAAGCUGAGGUUGCUGGCCACCUUUCGGAGUGUGAGAAUAUCCUCAGGCAACAAGUGGUGGACAUCCAAAUUCUUCUCGAUGGGAAAUUCCCUUUUGCAGAUCACCUUGUCCAAAGGGUGUCGAAACUCCGCGAUGAACUUCUUGCCCUGAGAGCAGACAGUUCUUCUGUGUACAGCAAAUGUCGCACACUGACGACAGAACAAACCAAAAUGAUGAUCUCAGGCAUCACGCAGAGCCUGAACUCUGGCUUCUCUCAGAACAUCAACCCAAGCCUGACGCCAGGCCUGAACCCUGCACUCACCUCGGGGGGGUUAGGUACCCCUGGGCUCACAUUCACCUCUAGCCUUACGCCGUGCCUGACCCCCGGUCUGCAGCCCGCUUCAGUCCAGAGCUACAUGGGCGGCGGCGGUGGCAUGGACCCGGGCAGCCUCCGGCAUCUGAAAAGCAUGCAGAUCCGCAAGCCCUUACUGAAAUCCUCACUGGCCGACUCCAACAUGACAGAAGAGGAGGUCAACAUGAAGUUUCUGCAGGACCUUCUGAGCUGGGUGGAAGAGAUGCAGGUGCAGCUGGAUCGUUCCGAGUGGGGAUCUGAUUUGCCAAGUGCGGAACUGCAUUUAGAAAACCACAAAAGUGUACAUAGUGCCAUUGAAGAAUUUCAAAUGAGCCUUAAAGACGCAAAACUGAGUGAAAUUCAGAUGACCAUCCCCAUGAAAAUAACAUAUUCAGACAAACUGAACCAACUAGAAAAGCAGUAUGAACGGCUCUUGAGCUGUUCACGGGAGCGACAGAGCCACCUGGAAAGCCUGCAUGACUUUGUGUCACAAGCAACUCAGGAGCUCAUCUGGCUGAAUGAGAAGGAGGAAGAGGAAGUUGCCUUUGACUGGAGCGAUCGCAACGGCAACAUAUCCAAGAAAAGAGACUACCAUGCUGAUCUGAUGAGGGAGCUGGAUGAACAGGAGGAAGUGAUCAAGUCUGUGCAGAACAAGGCAGAGCGCCUAAUGCUCAAGAACCACCCAGCCAGGCUCACUAUUGAAGCGUAUAGGGCUGCCAUGCAGACACAGUGGAGCUGGAUUUUACAGCUCUGCUCAUGCGUAGAACAGCAUCUCAAAGAGAAUGCAGUUUAUUUUGAGUUUUUCCGGGAUGCGAAAGAGUCCUUGGAUUACCUUAAGAGCCUGCAAGAUGCCAUUCAACGAAAGUACAGCUGUGAUCGAUCGAGCAGCUUACACAGACUGGAGGAUCUCCUCCAGGAGUCCAUGGACGAGAAGGAGCAGCUUCUUCAGUACCGCAGCACCGUGGCUGGGUUAGUGGGCAGUGCCAAGAAUAUCGUGCAGCUCAGGCCUAGAAACCCUGAAAGCCCAGUGAGAUCCUCCAUUCCCGUCAAAGCCAUCUGCGACUAUCGUCAGAUAGAGAUUACCAUCUACAAAGAGGAUGAGUGCGUACUGGCCAGUAACUCUCACCGGGCCAAGUGGAAAGUCAUCAACCCAGCAGGCAACGAGGCCAUGGUGCCCUCUGUUUGUUUCACUGUGCCUCCACCCAACAAAGAGGCUGUUGACAUGGCUACAAGAAUUGAACAGCUAUACCAGAACGUCCUGGCACUGUGGCACCAUUCCCACAUCAACAUGAAGAGCGUGGUGUCUUGGCAUCACCUGGUGGCUGACAUACAUGCCAUCCGCAACUGGAACGUGGCUUCAAUAAAGACCAUGUUACAAGGGGAGCAUCAACAGGUCUUGAGCAACCUGCAGUCCCACUUUGAGGAGUUUCUCGAAGCCAGUGAGGAGUCCGAGGUGUUCACAGUGGCCGACUGUGGCCAGCUAGAGAGAGACGUCGCGGCCUGCAAAGAGUACUACGAGGAAUUACUCAGAUCUGCAGAAAGAGAGGAACAGGAGGAGUCGGUUUAUAAUCAUUACAUCUCAGAGAUGCGCAACUUCCGAAUGCAUCUGGAGGCCUAUGAAGAACAUCUCAUCAGGCAACUUCGCACACCGCUGGAGAGAGACGACCUGGAGCAGAGUCUGCAUCGCAUCACAGAACACGAGAAGAAGACAGCGGAGUUGAAUAAACUGAAGGAGGACCUUGACGUUAUGAAAGAGAAGUGUGAGCUGUUCCUCCAACAGGCUGCAGGUUCUCCUUCGGUACCAAAACUCUCCUCUGAACUCAGCGUCCUCAUUCAGAGCAUGAGCCAAGUGCACUCCAUGUCUUCCAUCUACAUGGACAAACUGAAAACAGUGAGCUUAGUAGUGAGGCACAGCCAGAGUGCAGAGGCGCUAGUGAAGGCUUACGAAUCCAAACUCUAUGAGGAAGACGCUAUGAACUCUGAGGUCAGGUCCAUCGAGACCGUCAUUUCAACACUUAAGCAAUGGCGGACAGAGAUCGAUGAGAGGCAGGAGGUUUUCCAUGACUUGGAGGAUGGGCUGCACAGAGCACGGGUCGUCGGUGACCGCAUGUUUAGGGCACAUAACGAGCGUGACUUUGAUCUGGAUUGGCACAAAGAGAAAGCUGAUCAGCUGAGCGAGAGAUGGCAGAACAUUCACUCCCAGAUCGAUGGCAGGCUUAAGGACCUGGACGGCAUCAGCAAUUCUCUGAAACACUACAGAGAGUCCUACAGCAGUCUUGAUCAAUGGGUUAGAGAAAUGGAAGCAGCACAGAUAAAGGCCCAAGAAAACAAACCUGACGACAGCAAGGCCCUGUCUGAGCUGUUAAACCAACAGAAGGUCCUUGUUGGUGAAAUUGAAAAAAAGCAGAGCAGAAUUGAUGAGUGUCAGAAGUACUCAGAGCAGUACUCAUCCGCCAUUAAGGAUUAUGAACUUCAGCUGAUGACCUUCAGAGCAAUGGUUGACUCUCAGCACAAGUCCCCUCUCAAGAAACGGAGGAUGCAGAGUUCUUCUGAUGCCAUUCAGCAGGAGUUUAUGGAUCUUCGAACCCGCUACACUGCUCUUGUAACUCUCAUGACACAGUAUGUGAAGUUUGCCAGUGAAACACUGAGGAGAACCGAAGACGAAGAGAGGUCUGUUGACGAGGAGAAGAGAGAGCACGGUGAUAAAGUUAGCAAACUGUUGCACUGGAUGUCCAAUGUGAAGCAGACCCCGAGCAAUGACAGGAAUGCUCUGACAGAUAGCAAUGCCAACACAGAUGCUUCUAAUGAGCCCCAGGUGUCAGUUGAGGAAAUGGUCACUAAGAAGGAACAAAUCGCUGAAGCCCUGAGAGCCACACAAAUGAUGCUGAACAAACACAGCGACAAAAUGACAGAGGAGGAGAGAGAAAAGGCCCAGGAGCAGCUGAAGGCGCUUAAUGAGGCCUACACUGAUCUCUCCGAUCAGACAACUUCUGCAGAAGAGGAUUUGAAACCCAGUGGUGCAGCGCUUGGGAUCGGACCCACGAGUGGCCUGAUGGAUCAGAUUACCGGGGCCGCCCGACCCGCGACCUCCGACUUCCCUCACUCUGAGCAGUAUGUGUGCCUGGAUCGAGAUGCUGCUUUCGACCAAGAUCUCCUCUCUAAAUCCACGCUGGAUCACUUGCCAAGCCUGAACGAAUCAAGCGAGUGCGCAGACGUCUCCUCUGUUUUGCUCUCUGACGUGGCAGCAGCUAGGGGAGCGGCCGGCUGUGAAGACCCGGUCAUCAAGAUGAUAGAAGUCAAAGAAGUCCCUGAUGGUUUGAAUGCGCGCUACACGGGGGAAGCACUCACCCUGGAGAGUGCUUUUCGGUGCGGUUUAAUAUCUGCUUCUGUCUACUCGGAGAUCAUUCAGAGGCAAAAGACGAUUCAGGUUAAGCUUAAUCCCAGCGCUGCUGAAGACGUGUCACUCUUAGAGCCAGUGCAGGAAGUUAAUAGACUUCUAUUGCAGUGCCUCAGCAAAGAUAAAUCACUGACAUCCGGGAGGGGUGUUAACACUUUGAGGUCUUUUUCUGAUGGUGUAAGGGAUCAGGAGACCAUGUCAGAGGAAGUAAUGAGUAUUAUUGAAGGCCUGAAGGUGGAUGCAGCCAUUCAGUGUGAUUUGAUGCGCUCUGGCAGCACGCUCGUUGUGCUUGAAAAUCAGGAGCAGCUCGUGGGACUCGUGUUUCCCCGCGGGGAAAUCCUGUCAGUGUCCACCUCUUCCCAGUGUGACCAACAAAUCACCAGUGACGAGUUCACCAGCACGGUGUUUAGUAAUCGGCAAAAGAUAGCAGCUUUUUACAUUCCAGAAAACUCAGAGGUAGUCGACAUCAACUGCGCCGUACGGAAUGGUUUCAUUGACACUCACACGGCAGAGAUUCUGAAAUCUGUAGAAAUCCCAGACGUGUUUCCUGAGGUCGAUCACCUUAACGAGAAGUUUUCCUCUUGGCUAAUGUACAAAAAACUCCGACUAGAUGGAUGCCAUCACGCUGCAGAUUGCUUGGAGGUCGACUGCAUCCCGACUCCUGCGGAGGCAACUCAGCUAUUCAUCUCUUACCUGACGUUGAACAGUUACAUUGAUCCCGAGUCACGACAGAGGGUCCUCAUACUUGAUAGACAGCUCAGUGAAAUGGUUAAGAUUUUUCUUGAGGAUUUGGUAAUGUUUGAGAACAAAAAUGCAACUUCAUUGACUUUAAAUGUUGGGGCGCUUUCAGAGCGGCUAGAUUUAGAGGCCCCGCUGCACAUCAGUGAGGAGACAGAGGAGUUGAUGGAACACAGGCAACAAGCAUUUGAUGAGCAGAAUUCUGAUUGGUCGCUCAAUGGAAGAAUCAACAUCGAUGAAGAAAAAUCUGCAAAUGAUGAGGCUCCAAAACCGGAAACUUUAGACGAUGACCUUGGAAUGGACACGUUACACAACAACCACACAAACGGGACAACGUCAGAUGACUUGGAUGAAAGAGGCUACCGAAUUCACGAUGAAGGUUCUGAUAGUGAAGGCUUACGUCAAAGGUUUAGUCCGACUUCAUGCUCUCCAAACCGAACAAAUGGUGGCCCUCCGCCGACGAUGGUCGACUCCGUCCGUCAAACGCUUCCACAAGAAGACACAGCGUCACUUUGCAGUGAAUCACGAGGUACAGAUAUUACCCGCGAUGAAAUUUUACACUCCGGUUGCUUGUUGGAGCGCCAAAAAGAACAAGAUUGUGCUAUUAAACUUCUGAAAACACCAAUGGGGGAACGUGGCCUUUUAGAUGCCACCUGUGGCCGGCGUUGUGACCUCGAGGGAGCUCUUAGUGAGGGACUAGUUAAUGAGACAACGCUGAUAAAAUUGCUUGACCUGCAGUUACAUGAAAACAAAAGUGUUGUAGGAGACCAGGAGGACACUAUGCAUGUUUUAGAACAGCCCGUGUCGGAUGCAUCCAUAGGCUCAAACAUUGCUCUUAGUGUAAUAGAGGAGACACUCGGUUUUAUGUCUGGUUGCCCCAUCAGCACCAGUGAGUCAUUGCAGCCUGGAACACUUCAAGAUGACUUAGACUCUGAAGCCAACAGCUUCCCGGAAGAAAGCUUCACUCACUCUAUCUGUGAUGAUCAACAUUUAAAUCUUAAUAGUGAGGCUGAAGGCCUUCAGACUGAGAGGAUGGAGGGUGUUAAGGUGCUUGAUAUGUCUAAUGAGGAGGAUAAUAUUAAAGAAGGAGGGGAAGAAGAGGAAGAGGUAGAUUGUCAAACAACAGGAGAUGUAGAUGAGGUGAGUAAUUAUCUCCAUCAUUCCUCACUCUCAGUCAGCGAUCAUGAGUCUCUGAUGAGCUCACCCUCCCCGCGGAGUCGGUUUACUGCAGAGUGUCGUCACCUCAGUGACGAUGCGCCUUUGCUAUCUGAGGACAGUGACUCCCAGGUUGUAAUCAACAGUCAGCCGACGGAUAUGCAUGUUGUGAUGGAAAACCUUGCUCCAUCCCCACAGUCACGUCCAUCUAGCGCUGCUCCAGAAAGCCAGACUCAAUAUUCAGUUUCUGAUAACCACUCCAAAUCUGACAGCUCACCUAUUGAUGAAGAUUUUUUUCAAGUGGGAGUCAGGGAGGGUGAAUUAGACAUCCUCUCAUCACGAAGCGGCUCUGAGAAAUGCUCAGCACAGCCAACUCUGAGCGCAGAUCCCUUAUCGCCCAGAGAUUUGGUCAAAAGUGCAGUCAUCUCAGCGUCCAGGGGAAACAUAGACAACGGUGAUGACAUCACAGGAGAUGGCAGCAGAAUGACAUUACCUCAGCAAGCAGGACGUCAUUCAGAAAGUGAGUUUAGUGUUGGAUCUGAGCCCCGCCGCUCUCAAAAUGGUCGGAGCGAGCUCGUUGGUGAGAGAGUAGAGUCACCCGUUGUUUCCAAUGAGGUCGUCUCAGCAAAUAAUCUUAAACGCCUUAGUGGAGAUGAAGAGUACUGUACUAAAACUACCAGCGGAAUGUCUCUUGAAACAAUAUUGGCUGGCAAGGAUUUAGGACGCAGUGCUGCAGAGGAGGUUGAGUCAAGUGCAGACGGCCUUUCCUCAGAGGGGCAGCGUGCGGACACCUUCACACUCACCACUGAUACUGAGCAGAUCUCCGUCUCCACAUACCAACAGGCGGCGAAUGUUUCCGCGUUAGAAAUGAACUCGGGACACUCUGAAACUAUCCCGGGAUUAGGUUUAGGAUCUCAUAUUGUCCAAGAGGAAAAACGAUUACCUGCGUGUGCUUCUGAGCAUGUCCAGGUCAAAAACACAGAUCUCCUGUCAGAGAGCUGCGUUGCCUCUGAUGGUUCCUCAUCAGCGUUUUCUAAUGAUGUCCUGACCCAUGUGGACGGGGGCGACGGGAUUACAAAGGGGACUGAUGUCAGAGAUUUGCAAAACGCACGGUUUCGAGACACCGGAAGCUCUAUUGCAGUAUUUCCGAACACUCCACACCCUUUAGACGAAGGUCCUCCUCAGGAGAAAGACAGGCCCCGUGCACUUUUAGCGAGCAGUAACCCGGACCUUCUCAUGGAUGCGUUUGAGCAAAACGCCCUCAGUUCAAACAACAAAGACAGAGGAAACUUGCAACUGAUAAUGCAGGAAGAGAAAGUCACCGAAAAGACGGCGCAGUCCGACGGUCCAAACAUCCAGCUGCAACUGCUGCAGGUCCUUCAGACCGUUUCCUCCAGCCAAGACCUUUCAAUGCUUCAGGAGGUGAUGGACACUUUAAACAGCGCUCUGGGGGGAGACUCUCUCGGGGGAGACUCCAUGGGGGCAGGCUCUCAGGGGGAGCGGUGGCACACACUGGAGAGCAUCAAGGAGGAGAGCUCAGAGGGAGAAGAUGACUCGGGUCUCUGCCGCUCUGCUGCAGACAGUCAGCCACCGUCUCCUCAGUCGUCGGGCAGCUCAGAUGUCUGCAGAGUUGAGGAGGUCAAAAAUAAGCUCUUCUCCAUCCAGGAUUUUUUGGAGUGUGUGGGGAGACUGCAGGAUCAUGCAGAUGUUUUAGAAGAUGUCAGAAAAGACCUUCUAAAUCAGGCACCCACUGGCGACAACAUGGAAGAACUGCAGAUUCAAAAGGAUGAAUUUCAGUCUCUGGAGUCCCAAUUCACUCGACUGGCUGGUGUUCUGACAGCAGACCAGAAGAAAGCCCAAAACCUCUUAAAUUCCACUGAUGAGGACAUUCCCACACAGAUCCACCAAGAUUUGUCCUCGACAUAUCUGGAUUUAGAGACAGAUUUUACAGCUGUUUCCCAAAUGUUUGGAGAAAGGAGUUGCUCCCUAAUCCAGGCAAUGGAAACUGGAAAGAUUCAUUUAGAGUCAACGUACCAGAAACAUCUUAGUGACCUUGAUGAACUGGCGGCUCUCGUCCAGAACAACCCAGGAAUGUGUGACGUGGAUUUAAAACCAUGUGAUGUGGACACACUGAAACAUUUCAUUCAGCUGAACAGGGACUCAGAGAGCAACCUGCUUAAAGAAGCCAGGCUCAAGUUAGAGGACGUCACGUUCGAUAUCCAAUGCUUUAUUUCGGAGCACGCUCAGUUUCUGAGUCCAGCUCAGAGCAGCUACCUCCUCAAGUUCCUAAGCACAACUCAGCGAGCGUUCAGGAACCACACAGAGAGGCUUGUCACCCAGAGGAGUGCCUUGGAUAGCCUUCUGGACACGAAGGAGAGGGAGAGCCAGGAGAAGUCUUUGUUGGAGAAACACAAGGACUUUGCUGAGAAGUUGGAGGAAGUGUGUGAUAAUCUCACCCUGACAGAAAACCAUCUGAUUGGUCAUCAGCAACAGGCUGGAAAUGCUGAGUGUGUCACAGACCUCCAGCAGUACCAACAGGAACACCAGGCUCUGCAAAAAGACGUGUCGACAAAUGCCAGCGCCUUGAAUGACGUCAUCGCCGGUACGAAAAGGUUUCUGGAGGAAAACCGGAGCAAGCUGACGCCCGAUCAAAUUGCCGUCAUUGAGGGCAAGUUGGAGGAGGCGAAAGGCAAAGUCAGAGUCAUUAACCAGCGAGCUGAGGAGUCCAGGAAAGAUUUGGAGAAGGUCGUUACCACAGCAAUCAAACAGGAGAGCGAAAAGGCAGCAGCUGUUGAGCGGCUUGAAGAGAGUAAGAACAAAAUCGAAGGUCUCCUCGACUGGAUAUCCAACAUAGGGAAUGAAAACAAGAGUGGUCUGGAUCAAACUGACCAUAUAAGUAAAGAGAAUGGAAACCUUCCAGAAGAAACCUCAGCCGCUCGACUGAUUGGAGCGGAUGACGAUGCCAAUGGAAACGCUUUACGGGCCAUUGAAAAUGAUUUUGGCAGAGAAACCAGCGGGAAAAACGAUGCCUCCCUGCAGCUCGAUAAGCAGUACGACAGGGUCAAGGCCCGUCAUCAGGAGAUUCUGUCCCAGCAGCAGGAUCUGAUUAUGGCCACCCAGUCAGCUCAGGCUCUGCUCGACCAGCAGGCAAACGUCCUCUCACCGGAGGAGAAGGAGAAACUGCAGAAGAACAUCCAGGAGCUGAAGGGACGCUACGAGGCCUCCCUGACGCAAGCCGAGCAGCAGAUGAAGCGGGUGCAGUGUGUCCAGGAGGAGCUGAAGAAGUUCCAGAGUGACUGCGAGGAGUUUGUUGGCUGGUUAGACCAGGCCGAUGUGCAGAUUGAGCAACUGGGCGCCGCCGCGAGCUCCCUCAACGUCUUCACGGACAAGCUCCAGCGACAGAAAAGCUUCUCGGAAGAUGUGAUUUCCCACAAAGGGGACCUUCGCUUCAUCACCAUGUCCGGACAGAAAGUGCUGGACGUGGUUAACGCCUGUGGAUCGGCUGACUCUGCGACGUCCAACGCCCUGUUGGAUGUUGACACUUCAGCAGCCGGCUCUGCUGUGAAGGACAGGCUGGAUUCAGCAGCCAGCAGAUACAAAACACUACAUUCACAGUGCAAUCAGCUCGGCAACAACCUUAAAGAUGUGGUUGAUAAAUACCAAAAAUAUGACAACUCGAGCGCCGGUCUGUUGAAGUGGCUCAACAGCUCAGAGGAGGAGGCGAGAAGUCAGCAAUCCGAGGCCAUAGCAGCUGACCCCAAAACCCUCCAGAAACAGCUGGAGGAGACCAAGGCCCUCCAAGGCCAGAUGACAGGACAUCAGACUGCCAUUGACACACUUCGCAAAGCAGCCGAGUCUUUGUUGACAUCUGAAGGAGACCUGCUGAGCAACUCAGACGACAUCCAGGAGACAGUAGAUGACAUAGUUGAGCGCUACGAAAACCUGUCCAAGUCUGUGAGUGAUCGAAAUGAGAAACUGCAGAUCACGCUCACUCGCUCCAUGAGCGUCCAGGAUGGUUUGGAUGAAAUGAUGGGAUGGAUGGAAGGAGUGGAGGCCAGCGUGAAAGACAGAGAGCAGAUCCCCCUGGACUCUGCAUCCAUUGGAGAUAUCCUCAGCAAAGAAGUGGCAUUGGAGCAGGACAUAGCAAGUCGCCAGAGCAGCAUCACUGCAAUGAAAGCCAAGGUGGAGAAGUUUGUGGAGACGGCGGAUCCCUCUGCUGCUGCCCUUCUGCAGACCAGGAUGGAUGCUCUCUCCCAGCGCUUCUCUGAUUCCUGUAACACGCAUAAGGAAAAAGUGUCCCAGUUGGAGCAGCUGAAGGAAAAGGUGGAACAGUUUGAGAAGGUUACAGAUAAAGUUCAGCAGUUUGUCAUGAAACGUUCACAAGAUCUGGAUGAGACAGACGGACCGGGGAAAACUUUCAAUGAACUUUCUCAGCUGAUUCAGAGCACUAAAGCCGAGAUGGCUGAACAUGCCGGUGAUUUGGAGAAGCUGCAGACUCUGACCGAGGAACUCUCUGAAAUAAGCCCAGACGUAAACAAAGCCCAGAUCCAGAACAAGAUGGAAAAGCUCUCAAGUAUUUUCAGCACCUUCACAGACACCGUCAAUGCAAAGACAGAAGAGGUGUCCUCAUGUCAGGACCAGCUGGGAGACUUCAGAUCUUCAGCCGGCGCUCUCACCAAGUGGCUGGAGCAGACCAAUGAGAAAGUACCUGCGGUUCAGCCAAGUAGCAGUGUGAAAACUCUGGAGAAGGACCUGCAGAUAGUCACUGAAUUACUAGAUGAGUGGACCUCCAAAGACGCUGCUGUCCAAGACCUGAACAGUAAAGGAUUGGAGCUGUCUGGCCUCAUGACUCUCCUUACAUCCCCCGCCAAGACAAAGACUCCUAACAAGUCAGUUCUUACUAAUGGUGGUGUUCCAGCGAGCCAUUCCUACCUAACAAAUAAAGAGCUGAUGGUAAUUCAGCAGAACAUGUCAUUCGUCACCGAGGGAUACGCGAGCCUCGGGGAGAAGCUGAAAGGCCGAGCAGUAGAGUUGAGAAGUUCGGUUCAGGAGGUCAAAGAUGCCCAAGAAGAGACGAACAACAUGUUGACAUGGCUGAGGGACAUGAAAAAGACUGCAGCAUCCUGGAACAGUGCGGCCACAGAAAAAGAUUCGGUGAAAACGCAACUUGAACAGCAGAGGGCAUUUGAGGAUGAAAUGAAACAAAAGCAGGACCAGCUCCAGAAGCUCAGAGAGACGCUCCUCAACCUGAUUGAGACUCAUCCGAACUCCCCUGAGGCUGCAAAGUGGAAGCAGAUGUUGUCAGAAAUAGAUGCUGCUUGGGAGGACGUCAGUGGCUCCGUAGAGGAGAGGAAGCAGCACCUGGAGCAGUCCAACAAAAACCUGGACAUCUUCCAAACAACCGAGCUGCAGCUUGUCCAGUGGCUCUCAGAGAAAGAGUUGAUGAUGAGUGUCCUUGGACCCCUCUCCAUUGACCCGAACAUGCUGAAGAUGCAGAAACAACAAGUUCAGAUCCUUCAGAAUGAAUUUAAGAGCCGUAAACCUCAAUAUGAGCAGUUUGAGGAAGCUGCCGCUGCCAUCCUGAGCUCCUCAGCCAACCAGGACCCCUCCAGUGGCAAGCUGGUGAGGGAGGGGCUCACGGCCGUCACCCAGAAGUGGCAAGGCCUCACGGGGCAGCUGGACCAGCGAGACAGCCAUAUCGACCGGGCCGCGGUGAAGACGGGGCAGUUUCAGGAGCUGCUGAGGAGCGUCGGUCAGACCGCCACUCAACUGGAGACUGAGCUUGCCAACCAUCAGGGCCACAGCACCCAGCCCGAAGCUGUCAAGAAGCAGUUGGAGGGUGUCCACGACAUCUCGGCACAGCUGAGAGAGGAGAGGAAGAGGCUGAAGGAGGCUGAGGCCAUCAACGCAGAGCUCACCGCGAUGGUGACUGAGGAUUAUCUCAAAGCAGACUUGGCCAGGCAGCUGGAGAGUGUCAGCAAGCCUUUCAAACAACUGGAGGAGAAAGCAGAAAAACGCAUCGAGCUGCUCAACUCAACCUUCGCCAGCUCACAGCAGUUCAUUCAGACCUCCAAAGACCUCCAGUCGUGGCUGGGCGAGAAGCUCCAGGACCAAUGUAAGCCCCAGCCCAUCUCUGCCAAAGUGGAGGUACUGCAACAAACCCUGGAGGAGCACAGUAAACUCCAAAAGGCUCUGAGUGAACACGAGGACGCUUAUAACACAAUCACUGGGGAAGGGGAGAUGCUUCUGCAGAACACCGACGGUGCAGAAAAGUUGGCUCUACAAGGGCAGCUCACGACACUCUCGUCCAACUGGGAGGAGGUGAAAAAGAGCUCCGUCGAACAGGCCGAUAAACUCCAGGCUGCUCUGCAGAAAUCUCUGAAGUAUCAGGAGCAUGCGGAGAAGCUCAGCUCCUGGAUUCAAGAGAUUGAAGCAAGCGAGGGCCGAGUGAAACUCACCGUGGAUCCGGUCGCUGUUGAGAGCUUAAUUUCUCAGGUGAAAACUCUCCAGAAGGAUGUCGACAAGCACAGAGGGAUGGCGGAGCAACUCAACGCGGACGCAGAUAGCCUUCUUGAGGUGGCCAACGCCGACACAGACGCUAUCAAGCUGGAGAAGGCUAGCAUUGGUAAAAGAGUGGACAAUGUGGUGGAAGGUCUGCAGACUAAAAGGGAGUCCCUGGAAAAGAUCUCACACACAGUUAAGGAAUUUAAUGAUGCCUACAAAGAGGCAACGGGUCAGCUUGAGGGGGCUAAGAAGCAGAUGGAUAGCUAUGAGUCACAGGGAGUGCAGGCACACAGCAACAAGAACUUUACCAACAUGAAAGCCCAACAUAAGAGUCUGGAGGGAGUGCAGAACCAAGUAGAGCACCUUAAGACCUUGGCCAAGGACCUUGUGAUUCAAGUCCCAGAUGCUGAUGGAGUAACUGACCUCUUACUGCAGGCUGACUGCAUAGAAAAAGACUACACCACCCUAAACAAGAAACUAGAAGACACAUGCCAAGUCCUGGAGGGUAAACUGCAAGGUAUCGGGCAGUUCCAAAAUCAAAUCCGUGAGAUGUUCACCCGUUUCACAGACCUGGAUGACGAACUGGAUGGCAUGGCUCCAGUAGAUCUGGACUUGGCCACUCUUAAGGAACAGCAGGACAGCAUUCAGAACUUUGUGGUAAAGCUGCAAGAGGUGAUGGCCAACACGGCCAAUGCUGGAGACAGCUGUAAGAAGAUGCUGCAGACCGAAACCUCACCUGACCUGUUAGGCCUCAAGAGAGAUCUGGAUGCCCUGAGUAAGCAAUGUGGUAAACUGUUGGACAGGGCCAAAGGCAGAGAGCUGCAGGUGCAGAGCACUCUCACCAAACUGGAGGAGUUGUACACUAAAGUCCACCAAGCAGAAGAAAAACUGUGCAGUGCUGUGGGCAAGGAAGCAUCGCAGGAAGCAGUCGGCAUGGAGACAGACAUCAUCAACCAACAGCUGGAGGCCUUUAAGGCUUUUCAGAAAGAGGACAUUGAGCCGCUGCAGACGCAGCUUCAAGACAUCAGCUCCCUCGGUCAGAGCCUGAUCCAAAACGCUGCCAAAGGCACCAGCAUCAAGAAGCUUGAGCAUGACCUGGAGGAAGUCAACACAAAGUGGAAUACCCUCAAUAAGAAGAUUGCGGAGCGCUCAGCCCAGCUGCACGAAGCCCUGCUGCACUGCGGGAGGUUCCAGGAUGCUCUGGAGUCAUUGCUCAGCUGGUUGACGGACACAGAGGAGCUUAUGGCCAAUCAAAAACCCCCGUCUGCAGAAUUCAAAGUGGUCAAGGCACAGAUACAAGAGCAGAAACUCUUGCAGAGACUGCUGGAUGACAGAAAGCCAACAGUGGAGCUGAUCAAAAAAGAGGGCGAGAGGGUUGCAGAACUAGCAGAGUCCGUGGAUAGAGACAAAGUUGCAAAAGAGAUCGAAUGCUUGGGCCAGAGGUGGGACACUCUGCUCAAGAAAGCUGAAAACAGGCAAAAGCAACUGGAGGUCAUCCUCGCGGUCUCUCAGCAGUUCCACGAAACACUGGAGCCCCUCAGCGAGUGGCUCGCUGCUACAGAGAAGCACCUGGCCAACUCCGAACCCAUCGGCACCGAGACGUCCAAGCUGGAAGAUCAGAUUUCUCGGCAUAAGGCUUUAGAGGAGGAGAUUAUGAAUCACAGUAAAGACCUGUUACAGGCCGUCAGUUUCGGUCAGAUGCUCAAGACGGUGAGCUCGGGGGAGGAAAAGGAGUCGGUGCAGUCAAAACUGGACUCUGCCCAGGCGGGUUACAUAGAGCUCCAGGAGCGAUGCAGGAGGAGAGCCGAGAUGCUGCGGCAGGCUCUCGCCAACGCCCAGGUGUUUGGCGAGGACGAAGUGGCCCUCAUGAACUGGCUCAACGAGGUGCACUCGAGGCUGGGCGAGGUGUCCGUGGAGGACUACAAAAUAGAAGUUCUUGAAAAGCAGCUGGCAGAACAAUGGGAGCUACAAAGUGAUGUUGUGUUGAGAAAGAAGAAUGUGGAUCAAGCCGUAUCUAACGGGAUGGAGCUUCUGAAGCAAACUACAGGUGAUGAGGUUGUUGUCAUCCAAGGCAAACUGGACGGAAUAAAAGCGAAGUACGCAGAGAUCAACUCUUUGAGCGACAGCGUUUUGAAGACGCUGGAGCGGGUUUUGGGUCUCUCUACUAAGCUAAAUCAGACCCAUGAGGACCUUAGCUCCUGGCUGGAAAAAGUAGAGGAUGAGAUCAGCGCUUUUGCUGAUCAGCAGCCAGCAGGCGAGCAGCUCAUUCAUGCACAAAGCAGGCAGAAGGCCUUGUUGAAGGAGAGCAAAGACCAAAAACCUGUGAUGGACAAGCUGAACGAGCUGAGCAGCUCUCUGCUGGAUCUGAUCCCCUGGCACACGCGUGUGGGUCUGGAAAAGCUAGUGGCUGAGGAUAAUGAGCGCUACGCCGCCGCGCGCGACACCUGCACCCAGCAGGUCGAACAGAUCAACGCCGAUAUACUCAGGUCCCAGCAGUUUGAGCAGGCUUCAGACGCUGAACUCUCCUGGCUGACUGAAGCUGAGGGGAAGUUGCUGUCGAUGGGAGAGAUCAGGCUGGAGCAGGACCAGACCGCAGCGCAGCUCCAGGCCCAGAAGAUUUUCUCCAUGGACAUUAUGAGGCACAAAGAUGCUGUGGAUCAUAUUGCGAAAACAGGAAAGGCCAUCAUGAACAGCAAAAACCCAGGCGAGAAGGAAAUCUUGGAGGCCAGGAUCCAGACUCUCUUGGAGAAGUACAGCACGGUCAGUCAGCUGAACUCGGAGCGCUGUCUGCAGCUGGAGCGCGCCCAGUCUCUGGCCAGUCAGUUCUGGGAGACCUACGAGGAGAUGUGGCCGUGGAUUCAGGAAACCCUGAGCGCCUUCAGCCAGCUGCCGCCCCCCUCCAUCGAGUACGAGACACUCAAGCUGCAGCAAGAGGAGCUCAGGCAAAUGCGAGAGCUGAUUGCAGAGCACAAGCCUCACAUCGACAAGAUGAAUAAGACCGGGCCUCAGCUCCUUGAACUGAGCCCAGUGGAGGGACUCCCCAUCAGAGAGAAGUACACGGCCACCGACCGACUUUACACCAAACUCAAGGCCGAUGUCAAGCAGCGAGCUGCUACUCUGGAUGAUUCCAUCUCCAAAUCCACCCAGUUCCACGAUAAAAUUGACCCGAUGCUGGAAUCCCUGGAACGGAUCGCUGAACGCCUGCGGCAGCCGCCGUCCAUCUCUGUGGAAGUGGAGAAGAUCAGGGAGCAGAUUACUGAAAAUAAAGCCGUGUCUGUGGAUCUGGAGAAGCUGCAGCCCUCUUAUGAGACACUGAGGCAGCGAGGCGAGGAGAUGAUCGCCCGAUCUGAAGGAUCAGACAAGGACAUGUCGGCCAAAGUUGUACAGGACAAACUGGACCAGAUGGUGUUCCUCUGGAACGACAUCCAGGCUUUGCUGGAGGAGCGGGAGGCGAAGCUGCUGGACGUGAUGGACAUGGCCGACAAGUACUGGUGCGACCACUGCGCCCUCAUCGUCACCAUCAAAGACAGCCAGGACCUGCUGAGAGAGCUGGAGGAGCCCGGAGUCGACCCGUCGGUCGUCAAACAGCAGCAGGAGUUUGUCGAGGGUUUUAAGGAGGAGAUCGAUGGGCUGCAGGAGGAGCUCGAUGUGGUUCAAAACCAGGGUGCAGAGCUCAUGACGGCCUGCGGGGAACCCGAUAAACCCGUCAUAAAGAAAAGUCUAGACGAGGUGAACUCAGCAUGGGAAAAUCUCAAUAAGGCUUGGAAGGAAAGAGUGGAGCGGCUGGAAGAAGCCAUGCAGGCUGCUGUCCAGUUUCAGGAUGGCCUGCAGGGUAUGUUUGACUGGGUGGAUAUUCUCGAGAGCAAACUGGAUUCAAUGUCACCCGUGGGCACGGACCUGGAAACCGUCAAGCAGCAGAUUUCAGAACUCAAGGAUUUCAAAGGAGAGGCGUACCAGCUGCAGAUCGAGAUGGAGCGGCUCAACCACCAGGCAGGCCUCCUGCUGAAGCAGGUGACGGAGGAGGCCGAUCGAUGUGCCAUUCAGGAGCCAAUGUCUGAGCUCAAAAUGCUCUGGGAAAGUCUGGACGAGAAGAUCAUCAGCCGGCAGCACAAACUGGAGGGAGGCCUUCUGGCGCUGGGACAGUUCCAGCAUGCACUGGACGAGCUGCUGGCCUGGAUGAGCCACACCGAGGAGCUGCUCAAUGACCAGAGGAAGGCGGGGGGAGACCCCAAAGCUGUCGAGAUAGAGCUCGCCAAGCAUCAUGUUCUACAGAAUGAUGUGUCGGCUCACAAGGCAACAGUGGAGACGGUCAACAAGGCCGGUAAUGAUCUGGUGGAGUCGAGUGCUGGUGAGGAAGCUUCUGGUUUGCAGAGCAAACUGGAGAACCUGAACCAGCGGUGGAAAGCCAUCCAGGAGAAGACAGGACAGAGGAAGCAGCAACUACAGAGUGCUCUGCUUCAAGCCCAGGGUUUCCAUGGUGAGAUAGAAGAUAUGCAGCAAUGGCUGAAAGACACAGAACGUCAGCUGUUGGCAUCAAAGGCUGUGGGAGGCUUACCAGACACGGCGCGGGAGCAGCUUAACGCCCAUCUGGAGUUGUGUUCUACCUUUGAGGUGAAAGAGGAGCUGUAUCAGGAGCUGAUGAACAAGGGUCACCAGAUGCUCGCAAUCACGCCCGAGGGUCCGGACAGCAACACGGAACAGGACCUCGCCAACCUGAAGGACAAGUGGGAAGCUGUGCAGGGGAAGUCCGCUGAGAGAACGGUGAAACUAGAAGAAGCCUUGGCGCUGGCCACGGAUUUCCACAACUCUCUGCAGGACUUCAUCAACUGGCUGACCACAGCGGAGCAGACGCUGCACAUGGUUUCCCCUGCCUCCCUAAUACUGGACACCAUCAUGUUUCAGAUCGAUGAGCAUAAGAUGUUCGUGACAGAGGUGAACUCCUACAGGGAUCACAUCAUUGAACUGGACAAGACAGGAACACAUUUGAAGUACUUCAGCCAGAAACAGGAUGUGGUCCUGAUCAAGAACCUGCUGCUCAGCGUGCAGGGCCGCUGGGAGAAGCUGGUGCAGCGGUCUGUGGAGCGAGGUCGUUUGUUGGAUGACGCAAGGAAGAGGGCAAAACAGUUCCAUGAAAGUUGGAAUAAACUGAUGGAGUGGUUGGACGAGUCUGAGAAGACUCUGGACUCAGAAGUGGAGAUUGCCAACGAUCCAGACAAGAUCAAGACGCAGCUGGCUUUACACAAGGAGUUCCAAAAGGCUGUGGGCAGUAAACACUCAGUGUACGACACCACCACUCGAACAGGACGGGCCCUGAAAGACAAGACCUCCCUCCAGGACGACAAUCAGAAGCUGGACGACAUGCUGAGUGAACUUAGGGACAAAUGGGACACCGUCUGUGGCAAGUCAGUUGAAAGACAAAACAAGCUUGAGGAGGCCCUGUUGUUCUCCGGCCAGUUUACAGAUGCUCUGCAGGCUCUCAUUGACUGGCUGUACAGAGUGGAACCCCAGCUGGCGGAGGACCAGCCCGUACACGGAGACAUUGACCUGGUUCUCAACCUGAUAGACAACCACAAGGUGUUCCAGAAGGAGCUGGGAAAGAGGACAGUGACCGUCCAGGCCCUCAAGCGCUCAGCUAAGGAGCUGAUUGAAAGCAGCCACGAUGACUCGUCCUGGGUCAAAGCCCAGAUGCAGGAGCUGAGCACUCGCUGGGACACGGUGUGCAACCUCUCGGUGUCCAAACAGGCCCGGCUGGAGCAGGCCCUGUGUCAGGCGGAGGAGUUCCACUCCACGGUUCAUAUCCUGCUGGAGUGGCUGGCUGAGGCAGAGCAGAGUCUGCGUUUCCAUGGCAGCCUGCCUGACGAUGAGGAGGCUGUGGAGACGCUUAUCGAACAACACAAGGAGUUCAUGAAGAAACUGGAGGAAAAGCGAGUGGCUCUGAAUAAAGCAACCAGUAUGGGGGAGGCUAUUCUCAUCAUCUGCCAUCCAGACUCUAUCACAACCAUCAAACACUGGAACACCAUCAUUAAAGCCCGACUUGAAGAGGUGCAGGCUUGGGCCAGACAGCACCAGCAGCGACUGGCCUCGGCCCUCACUGAGCUGUUAGCCACUCAGGACCUGCUGGAGAAUCUGCUCACCUGGCUUCAGUGGGCUGAGUCCAACCUGGACGAUAAGGACAAGGAGCAGCUGCCGCAGGAGCUCGAAGAGAUCAAAAGCCUCAUAGAAGAACACCAGGCAUUCAUGGAGGAAAUGACCAGGAAGCAACCAGAUGUUGACAAAAUCACCAAGACACACAAAAGGAAGGCUGCUCUGGAGCCGCCGGUCCAGUCUCACAUCCCUGUGCUCGACAAGGGAAAACCCGGGAGAAAACGCUCUCCCACACAAACAAUGUAUGCGUCAGCAACACAAGCUCCCAUUGAAACCAAGAACCCGCGGGUCAACCUACUGGUCACUAAGUGGCAGCACGUGUGGCUGCUGGCGUUGGACAGACGGAGGAAACUCAACGAUGCCAUGGACAGACUGGAGGAGGUAAAGGAAUUCGCCAACUUCGACUUUGACGUGUGGCGGAAGCGCUACAUGCGCUGGAUGAACCACAAAAAGUCCCGUGUCAUGGACUUCUUCCGGCGCAUUGACAAAGACCAAGAUGGCAAGGUGACCCGACAGGAGUUCAUAGAGGGCAUCCUCUCCUCCAAAUUCCCCACCAGUCGUCUGGAGAUGAGCGCUGUGGCGGACAGAUUUGACAGAGACGGGGACGGCUACAUUGACUACUAUGAGUUUGUGGCGGCUCUUCAUCCGAACAAGGACGCUUACAAACCGCUGACAGAUGCUGACAAAAUUGAAGAUGAGGUUACGAGACAAGUGGCCAAAUGUAAAUGUACAAAACGAUUUCAAGUGGAGCAAAUUGGUGCAAACAAAUAUCGGUUCUACCUUGGAAACCAGUUUGGUCUGGUUCACUGCUUACAUGACUCCCUAAUCGGCGAAGAGAUAUUAGCAAACAGGGAAAAUCAAAAUCUUACUCCUCACCUACACGUUGCAGUUUUGGAAAGCUGUAUUCUGUUUGGAGACUCUCAGCAGCUGCGCUUGGUACGAAUCUUACGCAGUACUGUGAUGGUGCGUGUCGGAGGGGGCUGGAUGGCUCUGGAUGAGUUCCUGGUGAAGAAUGACCCCUGUAGAGUCCAUCACCACGGAAGCAAAAUGUUGCGCUCGGAAUCAAACUCUUCGAUUACUCAGUCUCCUAUAGGUUGGCAAAUCUCAAACCUUCUCACCAUGCUUCAUGAACCCACCUGUGCUAAAGGGAGGACAAACGUGGAGCUGCGAGAGAAGUUCAUCCUCCCAGAGGGAACCACUCAGGUGAUGGCGAGCUUCCGUUACAGAGGUCGGAGAUCGCGCCCGUCAUCUAGAGGAGCUUCUCCCAACAGAUCCACCUCCAGUCAGAGCUGUGCGGUCCCAUCAGCGCCAGCAGUGACCAGUACGCCAAAGACUCCCCAACACAUAACCCGCAAUUAUGAUAAGCCCUGGCUCACAAACAGCAAACCCUCCACUCCUCUUAAAUCAUCAGACUCCUUUGGGAGCCAAGGUUCAUCCUCAGAGGGAACACCAGUUCAAGGAAGCAAGUUACGUCUUCCUGGGUACUUGUCAGGCAAAGGAUUUCAGACCGCUGAGGAGGGAACCUUGAUCAGCGCUGCGGUACUCAAAGCUCGGACACAGACAAUAGGUGAGUCAAGAAAAAAUCCGAGCCGGCCCGGAAGUAAAGCAGGGAGCCGAGGCAGCAGCCGCCGAGGAAGUGACGCCUCUGACUUUGACAUCUCAGACAUCCAGUCUGUGUGCUCGGACGUUUCUGAAACAGUGGGCGACUCGACCAGAGCGACGUCGCGUUCUGCGUCCCGACAGCAUGGAGGAAAACCCUCCAAGAUCCCCACUCCGCAGAGAAGAACCACUCCCACGAGCAAACUGGCUAAGGGGCUCAAGCGAUAGUCAGUGGCCUUGGAAAAAACAACAAAACAAAAACGGGAGCUAGUUGCACCUUAAACGGACACUGGAGACAUCUAACUUAAAAGACUGAAAAUUAUGUUGUUAUUUAAAUCAUUGCGAAGAUGUAAAAUAUUCUGUUGUGAGGCAAUAUGGUUUAAUAUUAUGUGAGAAUGAAAUGUUAAUGGCCUUGCAUUUUAGUUUUUAAUGUAUUUUACUUUUUGUGAAAUGUUUAAAAUUGUUUUUAUUGUAUUUAAUUUUAUUCUAUUGAUGAGAAAACCUGUAGAGGUUUGAUGGACACUAGAAAACCUUGGAAUGUUGUAUGGUUAGCUAACAUUUCUAAAAACACUAAUGAAGGGCAACACGCGGGUUAGCGCUCUGAGAGUUACUGAAUGUACUGUGAUUUAUGUUUGCUGAUGUUUGGAGAAGAUGGUGCAUUAUGUUACCAUUGAGGCACUGCAAUUAUACAUUUAAUUGAUAUGAUAUACUGCCAACAUGCAUUUAAAGGGCAAUGCAAUAUACGUCAAUAAACCCCAGUAAGCACUGCAGAAACCUUCGAACACACUAUUUAAGGCAAGUAGCAGAAACAUCCUAACCAUAAAGCUUUUACGUCCUGUUUGUUGGUGUCAGUGCAGUCCCAGUUUCAUUUGAGGGGGGGGGGGCACUCCAUGUAGACAUUUUCUUGUGCAUCCAUGUCAAUGUAUGGUUCAUUUCGGUAGAGCUGAAAUUGUCACUGUAACAUUACUUUGUAAUAAACCUGCUUGCAGAAAGGCACCAGAGGCUAAUGUA
This is a messenger RNA of Gasterosteus aculeatus aculeatus (three-spined stickleback), 22808 nucleotides long. It is a transcript of the gene dst, whose product is annotated as dystonin. Gene Ontology annotation, cellular component: membrane; focal adhesion; cytoplasm. Gene Ontology annotation, molecular function: calcium ion binding; microtubule binding; structural molecule activity. Gene Ontology annotation, biological process: hemidesmosome assembly; intermediate filament cytoskeleton organization; wound healing. Lineage: Eukaryota; Metazoa; Chordata; Actinopteri; Perciformes; Gasterosteidae. The record is from RefSeq and is a predicted model, not a curated record.